This is a messenger RNA of Hypomesus transpacificus, 6742 nucleotides long. It is a transcript of the gene nuak1b, whose product is annotated as NUAK family, SNF1-like kinase, 1b. Gene Ontology annotation, biological process: microtubule cytoskeleton organization; intracellular signal transduction; protein phosphorylation. Bases 1000 to 2988 code for a protein of 662 amino acids. Gene Ontology annotation, molecular function: tau-protein kinase activity; ATP binding; protein serine/threonine kinase activity. The record is from RefSeq and is a predicted model, not a curated record. Lineage: Eukaryota; Metazoa; Chordata; Actinopteri; Osmeriformes; Osmeridae. Gene Ontology annotation, cellular component: cytoplasm. The transcript has 7 exons.
GAGGAGGAAAGGGGAGCACAAAGAGAAGGAGAGGAGGACUGUAACUCCGCCUCCAGUCUCGAUCAUCUCACAUUCCUUAUUCGCUGCCCCUCACGUUGGAGAAUAGAGCGAAAGGGAGAAGAGGGCACAAGAACAAGGAGAGCAAAACGACCAUGGCAAUAUUCAAAUCGUCUCAGCUUGAGAUAUCCGAUCAGAGCACAUCUCUAACUUCGAUUUGGGCAUGGGGCACUCCCGCGAUAGACAGAGUUCUGUUGAAUGACGCUACACCUGGGUUGAGGACAAAAUGAGGGUGAUCUUCAUCCAGAACGCCGGUUUUGUCGCUGCUUUCUCGGGAGGCAAUGACGCUGAAGGUUUCGCCUUUUAGUUGUGAGUUAAUGAUGUUGGCAGAAUUUUUACGGUAGAUAAUGUGAACGACCCAGAAUAAAGGACAGACGACGAGAUCAUGACAGUGUAAUAACGUGAUAGUAGAAUAGCCCUAUGAUAUUUUGAUAGCUGAUAGUUUUUUGUGACAGAUCAAUUUAGCUCACGAUUGUCCAUAACCAAGGAGAAAAUGUAAUAUCGAAAGUGUAUCCUGCUUCCGACAUGCCGUCUCCUGUCAAAAUCUGACGUAUUUAUAAAGCCUACUGUAGCCCUAGAAUGUAUACUAUGAUAUCCAAUGCAAUAUGUAUCAGGCUUUUUAAGAUAAGAUUAUGUCCCCUAGGCUUACGCUUUUUUAUUUAAUCGGAUAAUUAUGAUUCUUAUGAAGUGAUAAACGGAUGAAUAAGCCCAGUUAAGGGAAGUAUUCUCUCUGUUCACAAAAAGAUGAACAUAUAUGAGUGAUUAGACAAUCGGAAUAUUAGUUUCCAUGUAAUAUUAUAAUAAUUACGCAUUAUAGCUUGUAAUUUAUUUAUUUAUUAAGACUAUUAUUAGGCCUAUAAGUAUUAUAUUUUCAAUAUUUGUUACAGUUAGUUAGUGUGAAAUAUUUAACUGUGGGAAGUUAGAUAAAAUACUUCCCUAGAGAUGGAAACCGCUUUUCUAUCAGCACACCGGGGUCUAUCUCGUCCCGAGGCCAAACAAGCCCAAACCACAGCGGGAACACCGAUAGACGGUGGUCCCUCUUCUUCACCCCUGCCUGCCAGCAAUUUAAUGGCAGAGACCCCGGCAGUUAUUGAUGGAAGGCGAAACUCGGGCGUGAAGAAACACCACCACAAGCAUAACCUGAAACACCGCUACGAAUUGCUGGAGACACUCGGGAGAGGAACCUAUGGCAAAGUCAAGAAGGCAAUCGAGCGUCAUUCUGGGAGAGAGGUGGCCAUCAAGUCCAUUAGGAAGGAUAAGAUCAAGGACGAACAGGACAUGGUUCACAUCCGCAGGGAGAUUGAGAUCAUGUCCACCCUCCGCCACCCCCAUAUCAUCUCUAUAUAUGAAGUGUUUGAGAACAAGGAUAAGAUUGUGAUCGUGAUGGAGUACGCCAGCAAAGGCGAGCUGUACGAUUACAUCAGUGAACGCCGGCGACUGAGCGAGAGAGAGACACGACACUUCUUCAGACAGAUAGUGUCUGCCGUGCACCACUGUCACAAGAAUGGAGUGGUUCACAGGGAUUUGAAACUGGAAAAUGUUCUACUGGAUGAAAACUGUAACAUCAAGAUAGCUGAUUUUGGGCUGUCCAAUCUUUACCACAAAGACAGACUCCUCCAGACCUUCUGUGGCAGCCCACUCUAUGCAUCACCUGAGAUUGUUAACGGGAGACCCUACCACGGCCCAGAGGUGGAUAGCUGGGCUUUGGGGGUGCUGCUGUACACCCUAGUCUAUGGAACCAUGCCGUUCGACGGAGGCGACCACAAGAACCUGAUCCGCCAGAUCAGUAAUGGAGAAUACAGGGAGCCCACCCAGUCCUCAGAUGCCCGCGGCCUGAUCCGCUGGAUGCUGAUGGUGAACCCGGAGCGCCGCGCCACGGUGGAGGACAUCGCCAACCACUGGUGGGUGAACUGGGGUUGGAAGAGCAGCGUGUGCGACUGCGACACCCCGCGAGACCACGGAGGUUCACCCAUGCUGGCCCGUUUCAUCGACUGGCAGAACCGCAGCUCGGAGCCCAGACCCGCGGGAGGGAACAAGCCCUCGUCGUCCGCCUUGCUGCUCCGCCAGAGGCCCAAGAAGUCCAAGAAGGAGAACGAGGGCGGAGCGCCACACAGUGGCGGGGAGGAGAACAAGCCGGGUCUGAAGAGGCCCAAGGGCAUCCUGAAGACUAGGGUGAUGGAGGAGCAGCGCUCCCCCGGCCUGGAGGAGGGGGAGCUGGGCACUGCCAUGCUCAGAGCCCUCCCUGCAGGUGGAGAACCAGCCGAGUCCAGCCCGGACCCGGAAGAAGAGGAGCCAGCCCUGGUGGGGGGCUCCCCGGCCAAGAUGGUGCCCAUCCUCCCUAAGAAGGGCAUCCUGAAGAACAACCAUCAGAGGGAAUCAGGGUACUACUCCUCUCCGGAGCGCAGCGAGUCAUCCGAGCUGCUAGGGGGUGCUGCCAUGUCCCUGGUGGCCAGCUCCCCACCUAGGAGAGCCGUGGGGAGGAAAGGCAUCUUGAAGCGCAACGGGAAGUUCUCCACCUACAGCGGGCCUCCGGCGGGCCUGGUGGUGGCGGGUGGCAAGCUGGGCGGGGAGGCCCCAUCGGCCCUCUCCUCCUCAGGGGACUUGGGGCUGUCUCGCAGCCAGAGCAGGCCCUCCAGCAUGGUGGGAGAGGACAUCAGCGUCCUGUCCUCCCCCAGCUCCCCUGACUGGCCCCCCUCCGCCCCGCACCGCCGCCCCAACAUCAGGGCCUGCGUAUCGGCCGAAAACCUGCUGCAGCUGGCCAGCUUCCAGGGCUUCCAGGCUGCUCCUCCUCUCCAGGGAGCGAGGUUUGGCCGAGGGCCCAGAGCCAGGGGCUCUCCGGGGGACAACGGCAGCUUCUCCUUGCUGGGGGACCUGGAGGACAUGACUCAGGUGUACCAGCAAGCCCUGGACAUCAGCAGCAACCUCACCUAGGGGGGAGUAGAAGAGAGGAACGAAGAGGCAGACGGCCAGGCUAGAAAUCAGAUGCGUGGGUGUGUAGGAGUGUACAUGUGUGUGUGUGUGUGUGUGUAGACAGGUGUGUGAGUGUGUGUGUGUGUGUGCAUGUGUGAUCGUGUUUGUGUGUGCGUGUGCGUCUGUGUGUGUGUGGCAUUGACGACCAGUGUGUUGCUGGGAUACACCUUUUCGGAGGUUGUAGUUUCCCGAUGGGGGUUCAAUUCCUGGUGGAUACUUUAUACGUGCACACACACAUACACACACACACACAUACGUUCACACUUCUGUGCUUUUCUCAAACAAGAAGAAAUCGAGUUAAAAGGGUUCCAAGAACGUGUGAAGAAACCGGUAGCUGGCACAAACGAACACGCCCUUGCCGCCUCCUUCACCCACCCAUAGACUUUGCUGUGUUCAAAAUGUUUACAUAUUCAGCGAAAGGCAAGUUAGAAUCACAAACACAGCAAUCAGAAGUUGGUUGUCUCUCGUAGUAAAACGACAAGUUUUUGAGUUUGAGUUUACAAAAGCACCUUAAAACUCACACAGAGCAAACGUUUGUGAUCUUUACUUCCUGAUAAAAAAACAAACAAACCAGGGUCUUGCUCCAAAAAUAACUGACAAUGUUGAUUAUUUAUUAAUAUUUUGUGUAGAUUUUAGUUUUUACAUACCAAAAACUGGUGGGUGCUGGCUGUACUGGAAGAGUCAAAAGCUCACUGUCUCGUACCCUUUGUGUGGAACUGACAUAUAUAAUAAUGUUCCUCUAUGAAGAGAAACAUAUAUACUCGAUAUAUAAGUAUGUCUGAGUAUGUAAGCCACUCAGACAUGUAUAUCACUAUAAAAGUGUAUGUCCUAUAUAUGACCAUAUGAUACUAGGGAUAUGUAGGAAGUGCCUUUUUUAUGAUCCAUAUCAAAUUAUCUAUGUCAUUUCCUAAAAGUGGAGCGAGAGGCCACGCCAGGUCACCAGUGGGGCUGUUUUUCAUUCUGUGGGUGAAUGUGGAGAGACCCAGGACCUUUCAAAUGCACCGCGACCUCUGACCUUACCCUUUAAAAGUUCACAACAGCCUUAAAAAAAAAAAAAAAGACGAAAACAAACAGAUGAGAUGAACAGGCUUUGUCUCGCCAGAACGAGGCUGAACACAGAAACAAACCGCCAGGAACAAUUUGCCACCUCGGCGAGAUGACACAGAGUCUCGACCAAGCUUGUUUCGUGGGGGCUGCUUUGAAACAGAUAGUUUGAUGUGUUUUGAUGUGUCUUGAUGUGUCGCAGUGACAGGCGUCCUGGGGAGGUCUGGAAAGGCUCCCCGCACGGAACCUUAGUGAGAGGAGACUGCGCGUACUGGCCAUAUCUCAGCAAACAGGCACAGUGAACAAAAAGCAUCCUUAGGAACCUUAGAGACAGCCUCAGACGGCUUCUCAUAGACGCGGAAUGUUGCUGCCAAACAAACACCCAUGUUCCCGUUUGAUCCGUGCCGACAGUCCCCCAGAGAUCAAACCCCUCUCCCUGAGCCGAAACCUGGCCGAUAGCUGCGGAUCCUCCAGAGCAAAGCUGUCCGCCCCUAGCACGCCAUCCCUAGGUCGUUUUCCACAGCUCGGGGUUCAUUUGGAACCCAUCCCGCGGUUGAGAAAAAUGCCGUAGCAGUAAGUUAAUUUGUUUUUAGUGCGGCUGAUGACACAGCGCAUUCCACAGACAAUGGGUGGAGACGUGUCAGUGCUGGAGAUGUUAUCGCCUCCAGUCCAGGUGGCUUCUGUGGUUCUCCAGCUGUGCACACGACUCCAUUAUGUGGAACAGGCACAAUUAGCCAGCCAUUGUUUUCAUGAGAUGGUAAGAGAAAGGUAGAGCGUCGUGAUUUAUUUCAGAGAGAGAGAGAAAGAAACCCAGAGAAGUAAUGAAAGAGAGAUGUCUGGAACGGUGGUAAGAUUGCAGACGGCUUUCCCAUGUAGGAAAGGUUUGAGAAGUUGAGUGGUUGUAGUGGAAGGAAUUGGUUAGGUAGAAUAGCGAAAGGAACAUGAAGAAAGUGACGAGUAAAAGUAGGAAAUAAGUUAUGUUCGUAAGCCAAAGAUGAGAAGCAACUCAAAGUUGAUUCAAGGAUUGAAAUUGCUUAGGAGACAGAAAAUAUGCUUUGAUCUUCCCUGAGAAGGGAAUUUGCAGAUGGAGUCAUUUCUAAGUGACUAGACCUGCGGGUCUGACACAUGUUUGUGUAAUUUCCUCUUCUGUGUGUAGGGUUUGUGUGGAUGUGCGUGUGUGGAUGUGCGUGCGUUUUCAGCAUGAAAGCUGGAUUCUGUCAAAACAGUUUUUGUCACAGCCUUAAUGUGUGGUCUAUUAAUUGUGUGUGUAGCCCUUUUCAACAACAAGGUGUAGUGAGGGAUUUGCGAGUGAUAUCAUCCAUAAUAUCAGAUGAAACGUAUGGAUAAGCAUGCAAUUUGUCAGCUAAAAAGGCUUUGCGUUGAAUGUUUUAAAAGGUCCGCAGCUGCAAAAUAAAAAAGGUCCUGGGUAUGGAUUCAAAAGACAGCCCCGAUACGUAUUAUAUUUCAUUUUAUUGCCUUUUGUAUUGCAUUUUAUUGUCAACUGGAUUUACAGUGAUCAAAUUAUACUAUGUUAGUAUUUUGUUUUAUUAUGCUUCUGUUUUUGAUUCUCCAAAAUAUAGAAACUUUAUAUUGCUUUAUGUUAUGGAAGAAAAGUAUUUCUUCCUUCAGUUUGGCCAAGAGCAGAGAAUCUGACCUGAGAUCAGUGAAGUCUCAGUGUUGUCGUGUUCUGGUAAACCAGAAGGGGUCAGAGUAGCUGAUCUGAGACCAGCCCUACUAGUGUUAACCUGUGAUUGUACAUCUCAUAGAGAGAGGAACCAAUAAAACACAGAAUGCUAUUCAAACUGUCCAAAGACAGAGAAGUGGCCUUGAUACACUACAACAUCAAGAGUAUGAGUCCAUGGCUUUUAAUGACAUUGACCUCUCCAAAAACACCUUUUGACAUCACAGGUAGAAUUGGUCAAACUGUAUACCAGUACACUGACAACCCCUGGUGUGAUCCCAAAGUAGCAUACAGCCACCUCUACCUAAACAGGGAGGUCCAAAAGGAAGGUAUGAGAUCAAGAGUGAUCUGAUGGGAGUCUUGAUCUGCCAAACUGGAAAUAAGUGGUGUGUACCGCUUAGUUCGUAGGAAGUCUAAUCAUAGGAAACUUGACUGGAUAUUGUUUUGACAAUAAAAAUAGUAUUAAUAUGUUAUUUAAGUAUUAUUUGGGUUAUGGCUCAUCAUUUACUAUUGACCGCUAAUGCCAUGUUGUUGUUUGUUUUGGUAUCAGUUGGUGAACCUGGACUGCCAAGCUGGUUUAAGUGGAGUGCCUUUGCUAUCUAUUAUGAUCAUGUUUUAUUUUGGGGGGUGGGAUAAUUCAUAUCAAUGUUUUUUAUAUUUGUAUUUAUUGGUGAUCAAGCCAUUUCAUUUGACGUUAAAACUACUCUGCUCAUGCUUAAUCUAUGUGGGACAAUGCAGAUGACCCACUUGGAGAUUGUGACACUGUUCAGAAUGCAGUGGUGUGGGGUUGUCAUCUCAUUGUGAAAGCCAAGGUCAAGUAUGUCUUUUGGGGAAAUUCAAACCAUAUCAUUUUAACAGAUCCUGAAAUGUUUCGAGUCAUUUUGUAGGGAUGGGAUUGAGCUGGGAAUCCAUCUUGACUCUUUUCCAUCACUUGGAACCAUGCUUCUGUAGUACUUUAUAAACUCAAAUAAACAGAUCACGUCAAAGAAA